AGGCGUAAUAUUCAGACAUCUUAUCAUUGUGAUUUUGUAUAUAUUUAUUUUUGGAUAUUGUCUACAAAUGCCAAAAUGGGAAAUUCGGAGAGUAGCGUUCCAGACGCAGAAGAUUACAGAAUGCAUAAUGUACCUAUUAAAUUGCCAAUGCCCGAUCCAAAAGAAUUAAAUGCUCAAUUUGAAAGGGUGUUGGGUUCUAUGGACCUGUCCCCAGACAAGAUCAAAGUAUUGGUAAACUACGAUAACGACAAGAAAUGGGAAUUAAUAUGUGACCAGGACAAAGUGCUGAUAAAAAAUCCUCCACAGUAUUACAUCGACACUUUACAGAGCUACUUAGAUCCAUCAUUAAGAAGUAAAAGAUUUCGACGCCGAAUUGCAAACUCCACAAAAACAUUGAGGGAGCUGGAAAUUUCGUUACGAACAAAUCAUAUUGGAUGGGUUCGUGAAUUUCUAAAUGAAGAAAAUCAAGGUUUGGAUGUUCUUGUUGAAUACUUAGCGUUUGCUCAAUUGGCGAAUACAUAUGGUGGUGUUAUUCCAACACAUAACAACCUGUUAUCAACUUCCAAGAGUUCAAACAGUACUGGAGACUUAAGUGUGGGUUAUGGAAGUUUACCAUCAGUCGAUAAACGAUCAAGUGUUGCUUCUUCGUUAUCAAGAAAUCGUAAUAAUUCACUUCCAAAUAGAAGAACAUUGAAAAAUUCACAAACAAUAGUAGACAGAGAUGACGUCCAUGUUUGUAUUUCUUGUCUUCGAACAAUCAUGAAUUAUCAACAUGGUUUUCGUCUUGUGACGUCUCAUCCUCAGUGCGUCAAUGAGAUUGCGUUGAGUUUGAAUAAUAAGUCAUUGAGGACAAAAUCAUUGGUUUUGGAGUUGUUAGCAGCUGUUUGUCUUGUUGAAGGUGGCCAUGAAAUUAUUUUAAGAGCUUUCAAUAAUUUCAAAGUUGCCUGUGCCGAACCAAGAAGGUUUUUCAGGUUAAUGCAAUACUUCAAAGCAGAAACUGAUAAUAUAGAUUUCUUGGUAUCAUGUACACAAUUCAUCAACAUAGUUGUACAUUCAGUGGAAGAUAUGAAUUUUCGAGUUCACUUACAAUAUGAAUUCACAAUGCUUGGAUUGGAUGAAUAUUUAGAGACACUUCGGUUAACAGAGAGUGACAGGUUGAAAGUUCAAAUUCAAGCUUACAUUGACAACAUGUUUGAUGUAUCUGCCCUACUUGAGGAUUCAGAAUUAAAAACCACAGCUCUUGAAAGAGUCGAAAGUUUAGAAGAUCAAGUUCUCACUUUGAAUGAAAAAAUUCAGGAACAAGAAUAUGAGAAUAUGACUACAAUCGUGGAAUUAGAAAAACAACUGUCAGCUAAGAGUAAUGAAAUCACAGAAAUUAAGGCCGCAAUCCAGAAAGGAUUGCUCAUGAAUGGAAGACUACAAGAGAAAAGUCUUCCACCUUUAUCAAAACUUGGACCACCAAGUGAUGAUACCCCCGGUUUGAAUGUCAAAGUUAAGGACCCUCUUACUGAUAUUAAUAAAUCAUCUACACCUCCUGCACCUACGAUUUCAUUCAGCAGCAAAUCUGGUGGUGACUUACCACCUGCACCACCUGCACCUCCUGCACCUCCUCCACCACCACCACCGCCUCCACCUGGUGCUCCACCUCCACCAGAAAAACCGAUCAAUCCACUACAUUUUAUGAAAGGAGAAAAAUUUCAAAUGAACGGUAUGCCGAGCUUUCCUGGAUCUAGCAAUUUACCAGGAGGACUUCGGGCUAAACCAAGACAUCAAACCAAAUAUAGAUUACCUGUAUUGAAUUGGAAAGCUUUAAAACCAAAUCAAGUUGCUGGAACAGUGUUUACUGAACUAAAUGAUGACAAUGUUCUAAAUGAACUUGACAUGAAUGCUUUUGAAGAGAUAUUUAAGACAAGAGCACAAGAUUCUGAUGCUGAUAAAUUGAGAAUGAAAAAAUUAACGGAAGCAAAACAGAAACGUGGAAUGUCACUUAUUGAUGUGAAUCGUGCAAGAAAUCUAUCCAUCACACUGCGUAAGAUCGGGUUAAGUACAGAUGAGAUAUGUCGAGCGGUAUAUAGUUAUGAUCUACAAGCAUUACCAUUGGAAUAUGUUGAAAUGUUACCACGAUUCAUUCCAAACGAAGUGGAAUUGAAAGCUUUUAAACAAUAUGAAAAAGAUGGAAAACCAUUUGAAACUUUGGCGUCAGAAGACAAAUUUAUGUGGCUGUUUGGGAGAGUGGAACGACUUCAACAGCGACUGAAUAUCAUGAUAUUUAUUGGUAAUUUCAAUGACACGAUACAUUCUCUCACUCCACAACUUGCCGCUGUUAUUGCUGCAUCCAUGUCGAUUAAAUCAUCUCAAAAAUUAAAGAAAGUUUUGGAAAUCAUACUCGCACUUGGAAAUUACAUGAACAGCUCAAAACGAGGAGCCGUUUAUGGAUUCAAACUGCAAAGUUUAGACUCUUUACUUGAUACUAAAUCAACAGACAAGAAGCAAUCUUUACUCCACUAUAUUGUCAGCGUCAUACAAACAUAUUAUCAAGAUAUACAAGAUUUUUAUCAAGAAUUACGAUAUGUGGACAAAGCCAGUAAAGUUUCAUUGGACACCUUAUUAUCUGAUGUUGCACAAAUCAAAAAAGGAAUGGGGUUAACUCAACGAGAACAUGAGACACAUCAUCAUCCUGUCAUCAAAGAAUUUCUAGAGAUGGCUGAACCUAAAGUACAAAAGUUAUAUUCGGAUGCAGCAACUUCACAGGAAGCAUUUAAAGCUGUCGCUGAAUACUUUGGCGAAACUCCCAAAGCAAUGCCACCAGAGACGUUCUUUCCUAUGGUUGAUAGAUUCUUAAAAUCAUAUGCAAAAGCAGAACAGGAUAUAUUGAAUUGGAAAAACCAAGAGGCAAAGAAAGCUUUGAGACAAGGCCAACAAAAGAAGCAAAAGAGUAAGAAAACGAAUCAUACAAAAAGCGAGAAUCAAAAUAACAAUGCUAAAAUUGAAGAGGAACGUGUAAUUCAAGAAUUAAGAUCCAAACAGCAUAGAAGAGAUAGGAGAGCGGUACAAAGCAAAGAUGGUGUUAUUGAAGAUAAUAUUAAUUAUAUUAAAUCCGAACCGUAUCGACGAGCAGAUGCAAUGAAUCGUAGUUUUAAAAGAAAACAAAGAGGUGAAAGAGAGAGGGUGAGGAAGCAACCAGUUUCAACUAUGCUCUGAAUAGCAAUAUCCACUGGUAAACUGGAUUGGUUCAGAUUAAACUGGCUCGAUCCGGUUUAAUCCUGAAUUGCUAACCCAAGCAGCAGAAGGAGGAGAGACUGCUACAUCCAUCUAUCAUGGUUUAACAGCUACAACUAUAUCCAUUUAUGUUGAAAUUGAUAGGUUGGGACAAUAGCAUCCAUGACUUAAAUUAAGACUACUAAUAUGAGAAUUGUAAAUAAUAUAGCUUUAUUAAUUUGAAAGCUGUUUAACAAACACGUGCUUCCAUCCUUUUCUUACUUCUGAGUAUUGCAUUUUUAGGUAUCUAAUUGAAGCAUAAAGGGGACAUACCCGUAUUUACAUAUGCCUGCAUAACGGUAUUAUAAAUCAGAAACCAAUACACCAAUUGACCAUCAAACCUUGGUUCCUAUUGGGGCUACUAGUCACAUAGCAAGGAUUUCUAUCCAAAUAACCAUCGUUAUAGUAUUCUAUUUAAUAGAUAAAAUAUAUUUUGAGACAUUAUAUUGAGAAUUAUAUUACUGUAAUAUCUUAGGCCCAAAACGUAAUAAAUUCGUUAUUUUUAAUCACAUAAAUUUUUAGAUUGGGUAUAAUAUUUCGAUGUAUUCCAUCAUUGACACACACUCACACAAAAACACACACAUAUUCUGUAUUUUUCAGUUUGGAAGUUACAUUACUUUAACGAUCAGUAUUUUGUCACUAUAUUUUCAUGUUGCAUCUAAAUAAUGUUACAUUUUAUCAAUGUUACUGGAUAGCGAGCCCGCCAUUACCUCAUUUGUGAACAGUGUUGGCGCAAUUAUUACCCGAUUGGAUUGGUUGAAUAAUAUUUUGUUUUUCUAGAGAUGUUUCAGAAUUUCCGGGUGCAAUUUUCGCAUACCACGGUGUUAACUGGUAGCAUAAAUACUAGGCGAAAUUUGUUAGAAAUUCUCGGCCUUCAAUUAAUAUCUGUAGAUUUAAUUGCAUUUUUAUCCUUCCUGCUGUGAUCUUUAAAAUCAAUUUAUGUCAUCGUCGGAAACCAAAAUAUUUGAGCAGCCGUAUACUAUCGGACUAAAAACGACUACUAAUGUCCAACUUUGUAUAUCUUCACUCAAUGCAAAACAGAAGCUUUUAUAUUUCUACUGGCAUUUAACAAUAGAAUGCAACAAAUUGUAGCAUUCAUUCUAUGACGUUAUUAAGCAAAUAAGAACACCAUCCUUCGCGUUCAGUGUUACCACAAUCAUUUCUUUAUUUCCGAAGAUUAUUUUCAGUCACACAUUACUUAGCCUAUCUUGCCCGUUAUUUGUGUCUGUAUAAUUAAGAACACAAUUUUUGUGAUAUAAUUGUAGAUUUAUUUCAGCUAUCCUCAUGAAAUAAUGUCGGGUCAGAUAUUUUAAAAUAGAAAUCCUCAACGAGUCGAAAAAAGAAGUUACGUCGACCACCAAAGCUAAGAUUAGGUUUAUUUAGGAAAUCAUUCUAAAAUUCUGGUGGACCCAUAUACCGUACAUUACCCAAUAAAUAUUACAGGUUGUAGGAAGAUGACUCUAGCGGACUGUAAAAUUAAAAGAAUUUAUCCCUCUUAUUUAGUUAUUUUCGCCAUUUUGCCGACUGAACUCUCUAAACAACCUGAAUUGUUAUCUAUUUCUGACGUAUGGAUGUUUUUAUUCUAUAAUAUUCAUUCAAAUGAUGAAAUCAAUUCCGCAUUGAAUAUUGUGAUGUUUAUUUUAUUAUUUAUUCAUGUGAUAUGUUUUUUCUCUCACAGCUGUUUACACAAGCAUGAUUCGAAUAUCGACUGUUUCCCCCACAUAUAUACAUACUUUUAAGAUGCUUCUGAACUAAUCUUAUAUAAUAUGUUAAUUCACUUUUUUGUAUGUUAAAACUUAUGGUGCCUAUUGAUACGUUACACAAAUUUUUUUCUGUUUCAUUUCAUGUUUUUUUAUUUCCGCUUGAUGACUUUACAGUGUGAGUUUAAAUUAUCCCUGACAUUGUGAAGUAUUUUUCCUACCAGCGUUAUAAAAUCUAAUAAUAAGCAAUAAAACUUGCGCAGAAAGUUA
Messenger RNA from Styela clava, 5228 nucleotides. RefSeq names its product formin-like protein 2. The record is from RefSeq and is a predicted model, not a curated record. Gene Ontology annotation, molecular function: small GTPase binding; actin filament binding. Gene Ontology annotation, cellular component: cytosol. NCBI's taxonomy places the organism in Eukaryota, Metazoa, Chordata, Ascidiacea, Stolidobranchia, Styelidae. Gene Ontology annotation, biological process: regulation of cell shape; cell migration; cortical actin cytoskeleton organization.